Anastrepha ludens (Mexican fruit fly) is the source of this 969-nucleotide messenger RNA. Its product is annotated as hatching enzyme 1.2. NCBI's taxonomy places the organism in Eukaryota, Metazoa, Arthropoda, Insecta, Diptera, Tephritidae. The record is from RefSeq and is a predicted model, not a curated record. Bases 1 to 969 code for a protein of 322 amino acids. Gene Ontology annotation, biological process: proteolysis. Gene Ontology annotation, molecular function: metalloendopeptidase activity; zinc ion binding. The transcript is spliced from 5 exons.
AUGCUAAAAUAUUAUUUAAUAAUUGCGUUUUUCGGCGCAUAUUUUGACGCAUACUGGGACGCAGCGCUAGCGCUGAGCGUAUUUCGGCCGGCCGUACCGCCCACGCCACGCUGGGGUGCCAACAUGCAAAUGUUGCGGCGUCACAACAAUGCUGCUUUUGAAUUUUGGAACGACGAUAGUGAUACAAAUCUGUGGGAGCACUGCGGUCUAUUCGAGGGUGAUAUUAUGCUACAUCGGGAGUGGUUGCGUAAUGGUUUAUUGAAUGAAAAAUUCACCUGGCCGGAUGGGACGGUACCAUUUUACAUUGACAGUAAUGACUUUAACCAAACCCAGAUUAUGACAAUUUUAGAGGCUUUCAAAGAAUACCACGAAAAUACUUGCAUACGAUUUCGUCCUUAUGAAAAAGGCGAUACCAAUUGGAUAGUAAUUAAAGGCAAUUUUUCUGGUUGUUGGUCGAGCGUUGGACGUCGACAAGGAGGUCAGGUACUUAACCUUAAUACGCCACGUUGUGUCACGCAUGGCGUCAUUGUACACGAACUUCUGCAUGCACUGGGCUUUUACCACCAACAGAGCUCGACGGAGCGCGAUGAGUAUGUAAAAAUCAAUUGGGAAAAUAUACUUGAUGGGCAUGCACAUAAUUUCAAUAAAUAUGCACGAACACAUAUAACAAAUUUCGGCGUUGAGUAUGAUUAUCAGAGCGUUAUGCAUUACAGUUCGAAAGCAUUUACGAAAAAUGGCAAGCCAACCAUUGAACCAUUGGACCCUUAUGCCUCACUGGGCCAACGCAAAGGUCUCUCCAAAAAAGACAUAUCCAAGUUAAAUGAAAUGUACCAGGAGGACUGCAAUGUGGACUACUUAUUUAGUUUUGAUCAGUUGGGCUCAUAUCUAGACCAGCUUUUGGAAUAUUUUCAAAAUAGUUUAUUUAGUCGAAACAGUCCAGAGCAACGUACAAAAAAUGUAAAAAACUAA